Messenger RNA from Yarrowia lipolytica CLIB122, 330 nucleotides. RefSeq lists its product as uncharacterized. Gene Ontology annotation, cellular component: cytosol. The record is from RefSeq and is a predicted model, not a curated record. Lineage: Eukaryota; Fungi; Ascomycota; Dipodascomycetes; Dipodascales.
AUGCCCACACUCCACUGCCUUGCCGACCUUUGCCUCAUUCCUAUUGGAACAGGCAACGCCUCAGUUUCUGAGUACGUGACCGACGUGGUUCGAGUCAUCAAGGCAUCAGGUCUGCACUACGUCCUCCACAGUGCCGGCACCACCAUCGAAGGACCCUGGGAUGAGGUGUGUGCCACCAUCGGAAAGGCACACGAAGCCCUGCACGAGAAGGGCGUCGUUCGAAUCCAGAGCGAUAUCCGAAUCGGAACACGAACCGACAAGGAUCAAUCUCCCCAGGACAAAAUCGACGCUGUUAUGCGACACUUGAGUAAGGACGAGGAGAAGAAAUAG